AUGCGUUCCAACAACCUUUUCCUGCUCGCCAGUCUGGCGAGCUACGUCCUCGCUCUUCCCACCGACGUGGAGAGCCGCCACCUCAAGCUGGGCGCUGACGUCGAUAUCGGUGAUCUUUCCAUUGGUGCGGGAAUUUCGAUCGAUGGUGGUCUUGAUUUGAGCGGGCUCAUCAGUGCUAUCCUUGGUGGACACGCAAGCACCACCACUCUCCUUGCUGGUCUGAGUGCUCAGGCAGCCGCUGCCCUGCAGGGAGGUGCACUUGGUUGCAAGGCUGGUGCGAUCCAUGCCGCCGCCAAGGCUGAACUGGCCGCCUGGCUUCGUGCUGAGGCCGCCGCUUUCCUCGAUGCAUCCAUCAAGGCAUCCCUUCUCGACUGGUGUGAAGGUGACGCGUCUGUCGCCCUCUCCGUGGAUGUUUGCGCCGGACUUUCAGUGCUGAUCCCCACUUGCGCCGACAUCGCCGCCAAGGGCGACCUCUUUGUUACCAUCGAGGGUAUCUUCUCCGCCGCCGAGGUUGCCGCAGAUGUUGUCCUGAGCGCUUCCGCCCAGGCUUCUCUGUCCGCAUUCCUCUCUGGGUCUGUCGCUGCUGCCCUCGACGCCAAGGUUCGGGCUGGUCUCAGCCUUUGUGCUGGCGGUGGUGUCUUCGUCGACCUGGCCGCCGAUGUCCAGGCCGCCCUGAAGGUCUGGCUCGCCAGCUCCGAAUGCAGCCUGUCCGCUUCUCUGAAGGUUGCCGUUUUGGCUUGGUUGGAGGGUAAGAUUGGCGCCGAUGUCAUUGCCAUUGGCUCUCUGCCCAGCGGUGGUCUGGCAACGAUCUCCGCUGGUGCUUCCGUCGCCGCCCUUGUCGAGGAGACUGGCAUUCUCUCCGCCAGCGCCCAGGCUUCUCUCGCUGCCUUCCUCAAAGCUGAGAUUUCGGCCGGUCUUGAUGCCCACGUUCAGGCUGCCCUCGAGGCUUGCGCCAAGGGCGGUGCCGCCGUCUCCAUUGAUGUUGAAGUUCGUACCGCUCUCGUUGCCUGGCUCACCAGCUCGAGCUGCUCGCUCGGAGCUGAGCUCAAGGCUGUUGUUCUGUUCUGGCUUUCGUUCGCCCUCGAGGCCGAUGUCUCCGUCAGCGUGUCCACGGGUCUCCUUGGCGAGCUUGUUUCCUUCCUCACUGGCACCAUCGAGGCUACUCUCGGCGCCGUCUUCCGCGGCGUUGUUUCUAUUCUGACCUCUGGCGAGAGCAUGGCCUCCUUGUCUCUUGACGCUCGUGCCCAGCUGGCUGCUAUCCUUGGUGGUGCCGCCGGCAUCGAGAUCGACUCCAGCAUCGAAAUUAUCCUCAUCGGAUGGCUUACCGGCUGUGGCCACCUCCCCAGCGGCUCCAGCUUCACCAGGACCGGUGUCCCCAGCCUUCCUACAACUCCUGCCGCCUCUGUUACCGGUGUGCCUUCUGUCCCUGCUGUGCCCACUCCUUCCGGCAUUCUCAGCGGCUCUGUUCCCUCCGGCUCCGUCCCCAACGGUGCUUCCCCUACCGGUGCCGCCAGCGUGCCUGUCCCCGUCGUCCCCAGCGGCUCCGUUCCCUCUGGUUCCUCCGCUACCGGGGCUCCCAGCGGCAAUGUUCCCACCGCUCCCGCGGCUUCGGAGACUCCUUGCGACACUCUCACCUCUGAGACCGUGAUUCCUGUUGCCACCAACACCGAGGCUGUCCCUGUUCCCUCCGGUGCUACUCCCACUGGCCCUGCUGGCGGUUCUGUUCCCUCCGGUGGUUCUCCCACCGGCCCUGCUGGCGGUUCUGUUCCCUCCGGUGGUUCUCCCACUGGCCCUGCUGGCGGUUCCGUUCCCUCCGGUGGUUCUCCCACUGGCCCUGCUGGCGGCUCCGUUCCCUCCGGUGGUUCUCCCACUGGCCCUGCUGGUGGUUCCGUUCCCUCUGAGGCCGGCGAGACCCCUUGCGAGACCUCUGUUUCCGAGACUGUUGUCCCCAUUGCUACCAAGACCGAGGCCGUUUCUAGCGGUGCUGCGGCCAUCACCGCUGCUCCCACCGCGGUGCCUUCUAAGGGCCCCAAGGUGGUCACCAUGACCACCACCGUCACCGUUACUGCCUGCGACUACUAA
Molecule: messenger RNA, 2082 nt
Organism: Aspergillus udagawae
Lineage: Eukaryota; Fungi; Ascomycota; Eurotiomycetes; Eurotiales; Aspergillaceae
Product: putative cell wall protein
Exons: 1
Coding region: 1-2082 (693 amino acids)
Source: RefSeq, a predicted model, not a curated record